CGCGAGGAAAGGUGUUGAGUAUUCAGAGCCGGGCAGACAGAUACACACAUAGUUUUAAUGUCCUCUGGAUUAAAGAAAGCUCUCCUAUUAUCGCUUGAUUGCCUGAAUCAUAUCAAAGAUCACUGCGCAGCGACAAAAUGAGUCAUCUGAACCCAGGUCUUAUUUCAGCUUACAACAGCUUAACUGACAAACAUCUGACUGGAUACUUCAACAAUGCCAGAAUACGAAGACAUCUUCAGAAAGUUGGACUGAUCACUCGGAGCGGCCGGAUUGUUCCCGAUAAGGAGUACAAGCACAAGCUGAUCCAGCGAGCGCAUCAGAGACAUGUGAGGGAGUGUCUGGCUCAAGCCAUUUUUCACAAGGUGCUAGACAUGGAGCGCGUUCAUCAAACAGAGAUCAAGAGAAAACUUGAGGAAUUUGCACGGAGGGAACGAAUCCACAAAAUGAAGGCUGAGCGCACCAAGAGAUAUGAGGAUGAACCAAUGCUAAUGCUGUCACCUCGGCCACCUACAAGGCCAAAGAAUACACACGCACGCCAUUGUGGGCCAGAGGGAGAACAUUCAGAGUCAACAGAAUCUCCGAGUUCCUCAAGGCCAAACACGGCUCCAGGGAAGAUGCAGAGGCCUGUUCGACUCAAGCCCCUGAACAGCAACAGUGCCACGGCCUCUCUGAAGAGAAGCUCCCCUCGACACAAACCCCGCGACCGAGACUCCUCCAAUGACACCGACCAGCCCCUCAAUUAUACGCUGGACAGAGACGCCAUGAAACAUUUGACCACGACAGACUUCUCUAGCACUGUCUCGCCCUAUCGUCUUCCUGUCAUUAACAACUAUGUGACCCCUGUGCCGCCCCUCACAAAGAAGAAAGAGAGAGGACCGAGAGCGAACGGCACACUCAGGGGUCGAAAGUUAAGACCCACUACGGCACCAACAGCUGCUACAGAGCCGUCUUCUCUCCAGAGGACAUCAGCCCAGAGUAAAGUGUUAGUAAGCAUGGUGUACUUUGGGAAGAGUGUUCACCUGUCUCAUGAUCUGAUGGACCUCAGAGAUGAGGUGAAGGUCUUCCAGCAGCACUGUGGAGGAGAGAAUCUGUGUGUCUACAAAGGGAAGCUGAGAGAGGGAGAAGUGUUCCAGUUUGUGUCAAGACGUCACCAAGGAUUUCCAUUCAGUCUUACGUUCUUCCUGAAUGGCCUGCAAGUGGAUCGCCUCAGCUCCUGCUGUGAGUUCAAACACAGGAAAGGAGCUCGGCUCGGAGGCAGACACGGACACUUUGGAUUUUGCGGUGUGGAGGGAGCCUCUCCGUGCUACAAGUGUAUUAUUGCCAUGGGCUUGGACAAAAAACCCACCCCUCCUCAAAAAAGAGUGAAAGAAGAGCUGCCAACCUCUAAAUCCCCUGAUGCUAAGGAGACCACAUAUGUAGAUGAAGAUGUAGAAACACAGUCUAAUGCAGAGCCUGACACGCCUCGGGAAAUGGAGACAGAAUCUAAUGGAAAAACAACAGGACAGAAAAAGACCAAAGAUGACUAUGAGGAAGACUUUGAGGCAGAUGAUGAAGGGCCGGUUGAAGAUGGUGAUGAAGUAGAGGAAAAUCCAUCUUCUGCUACCAAUGGGGGAGAAAAAGAAACUGAGAGCAGGGAUGAAAAUGACAUAAAUGAAGAGAAAAGCAACUCUGACAGUGAUGAUGCCAAUAUGUCUAAGGUCAAAAGGUCACCAUCUGUCUCAUCUGGUCGAACAUCCAGUUUGUCCAGCAGUGACAACGACAAUAGUGAAAGAGAAAUUGUGGAGGACACCAAAGAAGUCACCGCUGCUGAUGUUCCAGAGGAGAGCUUACAAGCAGAGGAAGUUCUCACCCCAGCUGAGACCAAACCGGAGGAGACAGAGGCCACAGAGUCCAGCGAUGUUACAUUGCCUCAAGCUGCAGCAGAAGACUCUGGGACACAGGAUAGUCCAAUGGAUGGCGCGGAGAAGAGCGACCUCGAAAUGUCAGAAGACACAGACAAGAAAGACGGAACUGAAGGUGAGCAAUCUGGGGAGGAUGCCAAACCUGAAGAUAAGCCACAAGAAAAUGAGCCGGAGAGAGCCAAGUCAAUGCAGGAGAAGUUGGCUGAGGCUAUUUUGAAGGAAUCUCAAUGUAGUUCAGAGCCAGAGUUUAGUGAUACAAGCACAGAGGAAGAUGAAAGGGCCUCAGUGAAGACCCAACAGGAUGGCCAAGGAGCCGAAAUGGCUGAGAUCACUUUGCCACAACCAUCAAAUACACAGGAUGAUGUUCUAGAUGAAAGGGUGCAUGAUGAUGUUGAGAUGAGUCAGAAUAUAGAAGAAACAAAUGCACAGGAACCUCAUUUUCACACAGAAGAAGAAAUACAACAAAUAGAUGAGUUUCAGGAAAAAGUAGAAAGUUUAGACAUGGAGGAAAAGCAGACAGAAGAACAAAGUGCGAGGACAAAUGAGGUUGAACAACCAGAUAAAACUGAGGAAGUAAAAACUGAAACUGAGGAGGGACAGGAGAAAGUUAUGGAUGUGGACAAUACACAUGAGGUUAAUACAGAGUCUAAAGAAGACAAAGAAUCAUUAGUACAAGAACCAGAGACACAUGAUGAAGUGCUGGACACUGGAAAUACAGAAACUGAGGAUACAGAUAUGGAGGGAGAGGGCACGGCAUCUCAGAAAGAGAAUGGUACAGAAACAGGUGCAGUUGACACUGAGAGGCAGCGAGACGCUGAUGACGCAGAUCAGAACAUAGAGAGGAGGAGCGAUGGACAGAUAGACAGAGAUGAAAGAGACGACCUAGUAGAUGGGGCUGAGGAUGAUAGGUCAACUGGGGACAUGGUACAGGAGACAGAUGGCAAGGUGGAUGAUGGGGGCUCUGCCGGGAUGGUGGAAGAUGGAGAAGAAUCUAGUGAAGACAAGGCAGAGGAGGAAGCUACAGAAAAGGUAGAGGUUGAGGACAGAGGUGAAAAUUUGGGAACAGAGGAAGCAGAGAAACCUGGGGAUGAAGACACCCAGGAUGGUGAGAAGGAAAAUGAGGAUAGCCAUAAUUUAAAUGCAGAAGGUAAAGAAAAUGAGGACAGUACAGAAAAAGGUGAAAAUAGUGUGAAUGAUGAGGUUGGGAAUAGACCAAAUGAGUCAGAGGGUGGUCAAGAUGUGAGGACAGAGGGUAAUGAAAAAGAAGAUGAUGAACAGAAUGAAACAGAAGAUGCAGAACAGGUUAGAGACAAACUUAGUGUUGAGCUAGAGGAAGAAGGGCAAGAGAAACCAAACAGCGAGGAAGAUGUUGGAGGAGAAACCAAAGAAGUGAAAGACGAAACAAUGGAAGAUGGGGCUCAGAAAGAGGAAGAAGACGACGCAGAGGAGGAGGACAAGACGAUAGAUGAGAUGGCAGAGGGAACAGAUGGAAAUUUGGUAGAGAAUGAGUUAGAAACAGGUGAGAAGUUGGUAGAAGAGUCAGAGAAAGAGGUGACAGAUGUGAACAAAAUUAGUGAGAAUACAUUAGAGGCAGGGGAUGGAAAAGAAAAGGCCCAAAAACUAGAAGUCAACUCUGAGGACCAAAAUGAGGAGUCUGUUUCACAGGAAGAACAAAAUGAAAUAGGUUCCAGGGGGGCGCCCAAUGAUGAAACAGAGGCCAGUACCAAGGAAGAAGUGGAUGAACCUGCUGGGGUGAAUAAUGAUCUGCUGGAUAGUAACAUAGAUGCUGAAAAUGGAGAGAGACAAGAUGUCGGUCUUGAGGAGGCUGAGAAGGUAGAAGAACAUCUUCAAGAGGAAACGCAAGGCAAAUCAGAGGGUGAGACAACUGGUGAUAGGACGGAAGAUGUUGUAGAUGAUAACGAAAAGCCAGAAACUAAUGAAGAAGAAGAAAAAGGUGAUGAUAAUGUGCAAGAGAUUGAAAACAAAUCAGAUGCUGAACUUGUUCCCUUAGAAAGAGAGUCUGAGUUGGGUGAUGAACAUGAGGACCAAGCUAGUGAUAAUCAAAAAGCAGACAAGGAGGAUGACAAGGAAGAGGUUGAUAAAGAAUCAGAAACAUCUGCAACAACGUUCAUAGAAAAUGUAACCUCUCAGAUAACCCAGGAGAUGGUCAAUAAGGAUACAGAAAAUGACAUUGUCUCGGCAGAAGAACCAGAGUCAGAACUGAAAGGUACUGACAAUGAACUAAGAAGUGGAGAUGCUCCUGAAGUAAUGGAUGGUGAUCCAGUGGAACCUUUGGAGAGGAAAGGGAAUUCUGUAAAUAAUGAUGGUGGCUCAUCAGUUUCUCAUUCACUGAAAUCACAGCCUGUGGAGAACGUCAAGAGAGGGCUCAAAGGUCCAGCUCUGAGCAUUGAUUCAGAAGAUCUGGCCAUUCAUUCAGCAGCUUUAACUAAAGCAGUUGGGGUGGAUCUAGUAAGCAACUGGAUUAACAUACACCAAGAAUCAAGGUAUUUUCAGACUUUCAUCGAGCCUCUUGAAGAAGAGGGUCUCAUCUCGGAAGAAUCUGAGGAAAGGCUAAAUGGUGAAGUAUUAAAAACUACAGACACACCAACAAGCACUGUUAUUGAGGGCCUUGAUGAAACUGCAACUCCUGUAAGGAAAAAUCUUGAUGAGAACACAGAGUCUGUAGUUGAAAGCUUGAAAUCAGAGACUAAACUUGAGGGCAUUGAAGCAGAUGCUCAUAGUAAUCACUCUAAAGACAGCAUACACACCUCAACCAAAGAGGAAAGAGUCCAGGAGGAUGGAGAUACUAAAGGUUCUUUGGCCACUUGGUCAAGACAGAGUAAUGACGAACAAACCAAUCAAAAAGACACUGCUGGACAGGAAACUUCAAUGUCAGAUGAUGUCAUAAACCUAGCAGCAACAUCUGAAGACAUUGAAGAGAGAGCACCAUCUGAUACUGAACAUCAGGACGUACCUUCUAAUGUUGACCUGAAUGCAGAAGAGUCUGAAAGAAGUAAUCAACAAAACAUGACUGAUGAAACCACACAUUUAUCCCAAACAGAGGAAGCAAGUAACAAAGAGACUCAGGAGAGUUCAGAACACAAUUUGCAACUUGAACCUGUAUCUCAAACGGAGUGUAUCGAGCCUCAGAGUCCGACAAUCACAGUAAUUACAGACCUCACAAUCAUCAAUAAAUCGGAAAACGGGAGCCAGGAUGAUACCGCAAGUGUAGACUUUCAUUCCAGACAGUCGGAUGGAACCAGGAACGUGGAUGGAAACAGGAAAACGAAAGUAAUCGAUGAUCAUUUCAAACAGACUCUCAGCAGCAGAGACACUUUAAGCACUUUCUCAUUGGACGACUCAAGGUUUUUUGGGCCCGCAGGAUAUCCGAGAUUAACGACUGCUCACACGGAGAACAGUUAUUAGUGCAAUAGUAAAUCCUUCGGCUAACCCAGGGGUGUCCAGUCCUUCUCCUGUCCUGCUGAGUUUAGGUCCAACACCAAUUAAAAAUAUCUGAAAAAGGAUUAACAGAACUUCCAGACAAGUGUUUUGGGGCAAACUCAGAACUAAACACUGCAAGACAUCGUCCUUCCAGGAGCAGGAUUGGACACCCCUGCCUCAACCCAUAUUAUUGGGUUUAAAAUAACGGCACUUGCUUUUCCUUAUCAGAGACCCAUAGUGAGUCCUGUGCGCUUGGUAGGGAAGCUAUCAACAGCCCACUGAAAAUAGACACCGUAGGACUCACGCAGCACAAAUAAUUUAAUUAUUCAUGAUGCAGAG
Messenger RNA from Labeo rohita (rohu), 5681 nucleotides. It is a transcript of the gene erich3, whose product is annotated as glutamate-rich 3. The record is from RefSeq and is a predicted model, not a curated record. Bases 138 to 5327 code for a protein of 1729 amino acids. The transcript has 14 exons. NCBI's taxonomy places the organism in Eukaryota, Metazoa, Chordata, Actinopteri, Cypriniformes, Cyprinidae.